This is a messenger RNA of Hyposmocoma kahamanoa, 2594 nucleotides long. Its product is annotated as LIM domain only protein 3-like. Gene Ontology annotation, biological process: positive regulation of transcription by RNA polymerase II. Gene Ontology annotation, cellular component: nucleus. The transcript is spliced from 8 exons. Gene Ontology annotation, molecular function: DNA-binding transcription factor binding; transcription coactivator activity. Lineage: Eukaryota; Metazoa; Arthropoda; Insecta; Lepidoptera; Cosmopterigidae. Bases 479 to 1192 code for a protein of 237 amino acids. The record is from RefSeq and is a predicted model, not a curated record.
CGUGCGAUACUCGUGUUCGUGCCACUCGGCCAGCUCACUCCGUCGCGAGCCUCCCUCAUCGCCACACGUGUCGUUUUGACUUCUCUCUUUCGCAAACUUUACUCGAGCUACGAUAGACAGCUCGCCGGUUAAUCAUUUUUCGUCAAUGUUUCACCAAGAACUGUAAAAAGUAUCGUAGUCGACAGUUGCGUAAAUAAUUGGACAAUAAACACCAUUGUUGAUUUUAGAAUUUUAGUCACUUAACACAUCUCUAAUCUUGUAGUGACAAAAUAGAAGUGGACUAUUAUUUCAGUGAGCUAACUUUGCUGUGAAUUUGUUUUGUUUUGGAACUGCCUAAAAGAACAAGUAUUUGGAGUAAACUAUUUGGUGUAGUGCUGUGUUUACAUCUUUCACAAGGAACCAUAGAGGUUCUACACCAACGUCUUGUUACAACAUUCUUAAUUGACUGGUCGUGUAAUGUGCUAGCGACGGUCACACCAUGAUUCGAGAUCCACCCGCCAUGCAUAAGCCCGACACUGGGAAUAGUCAGCAAGAAGAUAACAAGUAUACGUUGACUAGUGGCGUGGCCAGCAGCACAGCCGGGGCCCGCCUGUGCGCGCAAUGCGGAAAAGUGAUCACCGAGCGGUUUCUCCUCAAAGCCAUGGAGAGGUUCUGGCAUGAGGAUUGCCUUAAGUGUGGAUGCUGUGACUGCCGUCUCGGGGAGGUCGGCUCAAAGCUUUACUACAAAGCUGACCUUAUGCUCUGCAAAAGAGACUACCUAAGGUUAUUUGGUGCCACCGGCAAUUGUGUGGCGUGCAACAAAGUCAUUCCCGCCUUCGAAAUGGUUAUGCGAGCCAAGAGUUUCGUUUACCACUUAGAAUGCUUCGCCUGUCAACAGUGCAAUCACAGGUUCUGCGUAGGAGACAGAUUUUACCUAUGCGACAACAAAAUCCUGUGCGAGUACGACUAUGAGGAGAGGUUGGUGUUUGCAAGCAUGGCUGCCAAUCCUAGCGGACUCGCGCACAUCCGUCGACAGGUCAGCGGCUUACCGUCACCCAGUGGUGGAUAUGUGAGUGGCAGUGGGUGCGGCGCUGGUGUAGCGGCCGGCGGAGCGCUGGCGGAGAAAGACGGCGGCGGGUGUGCGGGUGCAGAUGAUGCCUCCAGCGGCUACGGCAGCCCGCCCGACCCAGACGUAUGCGACGCAGCGCGAUGACCGACGAUGCCGCGCCGACUUCUCGCCUCGGUAAACAUGUGAAACCCCACUAAUCGUUGGUGGGACGCUGGGCCUAGGGCAGAACCUCCCGCAACGGGAUGCUGCUCCGGCGCGGGCGACCGUCUUUACAUAGCGUGGCGAAUGUUCGUUCGCCUCAUACGACUAGCCAUCACCCUACCGUGACUCAUAGAAAAUAACUGCUUUAUUUUUGUAUUGUUUAUAGACUUUAAGACGCUAAAGUCUGCGAAUUCUGUCGAAAAAUCUCAUAAGUGUAUAAAAAUGGAAGUUUUGAAUUAGGGUGAUGAAAAAUGUGUGUAUGAUGCAAAAUCGGCUUACUGCAAAAUUGCAUACAGAUAUUCCAAGGAAUGUAUUUUACAAGCAGCGCAGGAGAGUACAUUAGGCUAGGAUGCGGCCGUGGAUGUGCAGCUGGCCACUUUACAAAAUGUCCGGGAUGAGACGCGAUAGCGUUGUCAGAACACGAUAUUUCCAUUAUGUAUACGAUUUGAGCACUUGUUUACAUGUUAAGAUAGUGACGUCGCGUGGGUAGGACGCUGCUCUGGCUUGUACUAUAACGUACCACGACUCGCGCUUUACCAAUAUAGUCACGACCUGUAUCUUACGAUAAAUGUGCUGAAUACAUUUAUAUAUGAAUUCACAAACUUUUCAGUGUCAUUCUAAAAUUGUAAUUGAAUUUAACAUUUUGUGCUACAGUGUUGUGUAUACUUUUUUCAUACAUCGAUUUAGAUCCAGGCACUGUUUUAUGAUAAAAUCGAUCUCAUUGUUAUGAAAUUGUACGUAUGUCAUUUAUGUGAACCUUAAUAUUGUUAUCAUACGUGGUAUGACUUUUAUUCAGGUUAAUUUCUUACUUUUUUAUUUUCUUUUCAUUGGUUAGUGCGUAUUUAAUGUUAUUUUUGCCAAAGACAAAUUCACGUUGAAAAUAUUUUAAUUAUGUAGAGUCUACAGAGAUGAGCUACGUUUGUAGAAAAUUAAAUAGUGAUAUAUUUGGUACUCUGAAGUGGUGCAAUGGUUAGUUAAGUGUCUCUGUAAAAUACACAAGUUAACUGUUAACAAAAGACAGAUCUUGUUUUUCCUUCAGCCACAGCUUCAGUGAUUGUUGUUCGCGCGUAAAUAUAUAUAUCUACGAAUAUAAUGUUGACCAUCGUCUCGAAUUCGCUAAAGAUUAUUUUGUGACAAAAAUUAUCUUUAAAGUUAGGAAAAUAAAUACUAAAAUUUUCUAAGAUUAAAAUAACUAUGUAAAAUAAAGAUUUCUACGAUAAAAGAUGUAUUUAUGUAUAAAUCUGAGCUGUCGUUAGCUACAAGUAUUGGUUAGAUUUAAAUAUUUCGUCUAAUGUCAUACAAUAGCGACCACAAUAAAUCGUUUCGAACUAUCAUGAACAUCGAC